Molecule: messenger RNA, 2153 nt
Organism: Sinocyclocheilus grahami
Lineage: Eukaryota; Metazoa; Chordata; Actinopteri; Cypriniformes; Cyprinidae
Exons: 10
Coding region: 1-1680 (559 amino acids)
Biological process (GO): protein phosphorylation; lipoprotein metabolic process; lipid transport
Cellular component (GO): extracellular region
Molecular function (GO): ATP binding; protein kinase activity; lipid binding
Source: RefSeq, a predicted model, not a curated record
AUGAGAGCACAUACUCUUCAUGUCACGUUUCCUAUAAAAUAUCCCGGCUACACAUUAGUGAGUGAAGAUGAGCAGAUGAUCCUGGUGAAAAAUGAAGGUGGCGAUCAGUUUGUCAUUAAAAAGUUCAACACAGGACAGGAAAAUAAUUUAAACUUUCUCCUACAACUCAAUCAUCCACACAUCGUCCAUCACAAGGAAGUCAUUGCAGGUCCUGACUGUCUGUAUCUUGUACUGGAGCUCUGUGAGGGUGGAGAUCUUGCUCAGAAAAUCAAACACAAAAUACAGGCAGCUGAUACAUUUUCUGAGAAUGAGAUUCUGGACUGGGCUGUGAAGAUCUGCAUGGCAUUAAAGCACCUGCAUGAUCAACAGAUCCUCCAUAAAAACCUGCAGCCCAAGAGCUUAUUUUUCACUGCAUGUGGUAUCAUUCGUCUGGGAGAGUUUGGAGAGAUUAAUGAAUGGUCCACGGAUACACAAACAACAGACACUGAAGCUCUUGCAUAUGUUGCACCUGAGAACUUGAGUGGCAGACUGUAUGAUGGGAAAACUGAAAUUUGGAGGUUGGGAUGUGUCAUCUAUGAGCUGUGCAUGCUGAAGUGUGCGUUUAAAGCAAGAGACCCAGUUGAGAUUGUCACAAAGAUACUCACCUGCUCCUACGAAGCUCUUCCCAACACCUUUUCUGAGGAUCUUCGUCAGCUUGUGAAAGACACACUUCAGAAGGAUCCAGAGCACCGGCCAUCUGUCAAUGAGAUCUUGAUGAGGCCUUUUAUCAUUGAACACCUUCAUACAAUGAGCAUACAAACUAUUGAUGAGCUUUAUAAGACUCUAGAUGUAAUGAGAAACCUGGCCGAUGGUUUGGAGACGGUCCACUUCAACACAACCGUCAGCAGUCUCACAGGAGGUGUAGUAGGUCUGGCUGGAGGAAUCACAUCUAUAGUUGGACUUAUUCUCACUCCGUUCACUCUUGGAGCCUCUCUGAUAGUGACCGGUGUGGGAAUCGGUACGGCAGUAGCUGGUGGAAUAACAGCUGGUGCCAGCAACAUAACAAACAUGGUUAACCAGCAAACAAACAGACAAAAGAUUAAAAUGAUCUUAACAGAGUUCCAGGAGAAAAUUACCUCCAUUAUAUGCUGCAUCCAAAGCAUCUCAACAGCAGUGGAAACGCUUCAAAAUGAGUUUUCAACAAGCAGUGGAUCACUUUCCAAUGCACGAUCCAGGAUGAGAGCGGGAGCUCGACUUGGACGAGGACUGGGAGGAAUCCCGGAGCUUCUUCGUUUAACUCAAGUCGUAAACAUAGGGAAAAUUGCAGCUCAGGCUGCAAGAGCAGUUCGUGUGGCUGAAGCAGCUACAGGGGUUUUAUCUGCACUUUUCAUAGCUGUUGACGUAUUUUUCGUUUUUCUCGACUCCAGAGAAAUCCACAACAUCCGCAGAGAUUACGUUUUAAAAUCGAGUCGUCAAGAAUCCACCAGCAACCAAACCACUGGGUUGAAUGACCGGACACCAAAUAACAAUGACACAACAAACCUGCUGCCUUCAAACACUCAACAAGCAGAAGAGCUGAAAUCUGAGACCAUGAAAUUUGUGACAAAAAUAAAAGAGACUUCAGAGGAGCUCCAGAUGAUUCUGGAUAGGCUACGAGACGCACUGAACCCAAACUCUGAGACCCCAAACACAGAUAAUUGAGAAUUUGUUCUUUAAUCACAGAUAAACGUUUUGAUUGUAGUAUUAGCUAGUGUUGUAGUACAAUAGUACAAUGCAAUAAAUAACGCAUCUAGUUCAUAUGAUGAACAUAAUAUGUACCAUUUAUUUCUAGGUCCACUGAUGUAUACACAACAGACACUGAAGCUCUCGCAUAUGUUGCACCUGAGAAUUUGAGUGGCUUAUUUCUAAUUUGGUUUAUUUCUUAUUUCUAAUAACGUAUUUCUAAUGUGAUUUAUUUUGAUACUGUUGUGCUGGAUUUGCCGCCACCUAGCAUACUGCCGGUUUUAGUGUCAUAUUUAAAAGUAUAAUUUUAUUUUUUUCAUCAUAUUUCUAUAUUCAUAAUUUUAUUUAUCAAACAAUUUCAACACAAUUUAUGCAGUUGUUAUUGUACAGGCAAAGAUGAAUUUUGUUGAUCAGUCGAUGAACAGCCUGUUUGAGUUUAAAUGCAGUUUUCA